AUGACUGAUUUCACUCCAUUUUAUGUUGAUCGGGCUAAAGGCGCCAGAGCUUCGUGCAAAGGAUGUAAGGGCAAUUGUCCUAGUGGAGAAUUACGUAUGGCUAAAGUUGUGCCCAGUCCAUAUGGAGAAAAUCAACAUAUGAAAUCAUGGCAUCACAUAGAUUGUCUUAUGAAUGCCUUACUCAAACAAAGACCAGCCACAAAACGCAUAGAGUCGAUAGAUGAUAUAGGAAAUUGGGCCAAUAUCAGCAAAGAUGACCAGGAAUACAUAUUAAAGAAGAUUAAUGAUAUGGAGAAGUUAUAUUCCGAUAAACACAGUGGCAAGUAUACAGCCAAGGUGUUAAAAAACGAGUCUUGUACCCCAUUGAAAAUACAGGCCGCCACACCUACUAAAAAUAAUGAUGAUACCAGAGUACAAACAGAGGAUAAUAUGUUUUCAACUUUUUACUCGCUGUGCAAAAAAAUAUCAAAGGUUGAUGCAUACACUGAGAAAACUGCUGUCGUCAACAACUUUUUCACUAAAGGAUGUGACGGCAACAAAUACCAAGGGGAUUUGGUGUUAUGGUGUAAAAUGUUGCUGCCACAAGUGACUAAAAGAGUUUACAAUUUGAAAAGCAAGCAAUUGGUAAAGUUGUUUUCAAGAGUCUUCAAUACAGAUCAUGAUGAUAUGUUGACUCAUUUAGAACAAGGCGAUGUUGCAGACACAAUCCAAAACUUCUUUUCUAAGUCUAGGUCUAUCCAGCCAGCAUCACAGAGUACUUUAACCAUACAUGACAUAGAAAACUUUUUAGACGACUUGUCGAAACUUACAAAGGAAGAGGAACAGAUAUAUCAUUUCAAGAAAAUUGUUAAGAAAUGCACAUUAAAUGAUAUGACUAUGUUAAUAAGACUCAUUAAAGGGGAUUUACGGAUUAAUGCUGGUCCUAAGCAUAUUCUUGAAGGAAUCCAUCCAGAUGCGUACAAAGUCUUUCAAACUUCUAGAGAUUUGGACAUGGUGUUAGAUAAAGUACUGCCUACAAGUAGCAAUGUGAAACAUAAAGAUGCAACACAAAAAGCCGUCCAAGCAAAACUAAGUCUUAUGACUCCUAUCCUCCCAAUGUUAGCAGAAGCAUGUAAGUCUGUAGAGAUGGCUAUGAAAAAAUGUCCAAAUGGUAUGUUCUCUGAAAUAAAAUAUGACGGAGAAAGAGUGCAAGUCCACAAGAAAGGCAGCGAGUUUAAAUAUUUCUCUCGUGCUUUAAAACCUGUGAUGCCUCACAAAGUGAAUCACUUUAAGGACUAUCUGCCUAAGGCGUUUCCUAAAGGGGAAGAUAUGAUUUUGGAUGCUGAAGUACUGAUGAUAGAUGUUAAUACUGGGAAACCCUUGCCUUUUGGUACUUUGGGGGUGCAUAAACAGUCUGAAUUUAAAGAUGCCCAAGUGUGUUUGUAUAUAUUUGAUUGUUUAUAUUAUAACGGGGAGGUAUUAAUGGAUAUGCCUAUUAAAAAGAGGCGUCAAAUACUCUAUGACAAUAUGGUGGAAGUAAAAAACCAUGUUAUGUUCUCGGAACAACAGUUGAUUAGAAAACCAGCUGAUUUAGCGAACAUGAUUGCUGAGGUUCUACAACUAGGUUUAGAAGGCUUGGUACUUAAAGAUCUAGAAUCCACAUAUGAGCCUGGCAAGCGACAUUGGCUGAAAGUUAAAAAGGAUUAUUUGUUUGGUGGUGCAAUGGCAGAUACAGCCGAUCUUGUUGUUUUGGGAGCUUGGUUUGGAACAGGAAAAAAAGGUGGAAUGAUGUCUGUGUUUCUAAUGGGAUGUUUAGAUACUCGUAGGAAUAAGUGGGUAACUGUAACUAAAGUUCAUACUGGUCACGAUGAUAGUACAUUGGAGAGAUUACAGAAGGAAUUAGCGCCUAUUAUGGUCAAAAUAUCACAAGACUAUAAUAAGGUGCCUUCAUGGUUAGACUGUAAUAAGGGAAUGGUCCCAGAUUUUGUCGCACAAGAUCCAAAGAAUCAACCUGUUUGGGAAAUUACAGGAACUGAACUAACAAAGGCAAAUCUUCACACCGCAGAUGGCAUUUCAGUGAGGUUCCCAAGAGUGACAAGGAUACGAAGUGAUAAGGACUGGAAAACAGCUACCAAUCUAGAUGAGCUGAGACAUCUGUACAAAACAUCCAAAGAAAAAACGGAUGUUUCGCUAUUAAAUAAACUAGCAGCUAGCACUUCUGACGAUUCGAAAUCACCUCCAAAGAAACUCAAACUUAGCCCCACGAAAGCUGGGAAUUUAGACUCUUUUGUUAUAAAAAAGAAAAUAAAAACAUCCCCAGACGAAAAAAUGCGUCUCUCACCGAUUCACGAAACAAAAGUUAAAAAGAAAACAAUUAAAUUGGAACCCGAUACAUCCAUUGAAGAUAAAGCAUCAGAUAUAAGUUGUUGUAGUGAUAAAACUAUAGACACGUCUUCGUCCAGAAAUCAACAGCUAUUAACAGAAAAUCCAUUACCAGAUGUAUUUAAACAUAAGACAAUAGGUUUCUAUCCAGACUUUUUAAGCAUACCUGAGAAGGAAAGAAACAUAUUCGAGAGACAUUGGAUUGCAUAUGGCGGAUCAGUUGUUAAAUCUAUAAAACAUAUGGACGUGGACUAUGUAGUUCACAACGAAGCGGAAAUCGAUUUUAAGAAAAUGCAAAAGUUAAAACGGAAGAUGCCGGAAGACGUUCGACAUGUUACGAAAAGCUGGUUGAUAGGUUGUAUUAAUAACGUGAAAUUGGAAAAUACGACUAAUUUCGCUGUUUUUGUAAAUCCCUAGCAUGUAUUUAUUAAUGGACUACUAUUGUUAUCUGUUAUGAAUUCGUUAAAUGAUAUCUAUGCCAAAUAAUGUUUUAUUACGUGGCUUUGACAAUCUGUGGUAUCAAUAAAUGCCGUUAUUUUUUA
Molecule: messenger RNA, 2903 nt
Organism: Zerene cesonia (dogface butterfly)
Lineage: Eukaryota; Metazoa; Arthropoda; Insecta; Lepidoptera; Pieridae
Gene: DNAlig3
Product: DNA ligase 3
Exons: 4
Coding region: 1-2778 (925 amino acids)
Biological process (GO): double-strand break repair via alternative nonhomologous end joining; DNA biosynthetic process; lagging strand elongation
Cellular component (GO): DNA ligase III-XRCC1 complex
Molecular function (GO): DNA binding; ATP binding; DNA ligase (ATP) activity
Source: RefSeq, a predicted model, not a curated record